This is a messenger RNA of Meira miltonrushii, 4401 nucleotides long. Its product is annotated as NUC173-domain-containing protein. NCBI's taxonomy places the organism in Eukaryota, Fungi, Basidiomycota, Exobasidiomycetes, Exobasidiales, Brachybasidiaceae. The transcript has a single exon. Bases 27 to 4319 code for a protein of 1430 amino acids. The record is from RefSeq and is a predicted model, not a curated record.
CAUCACAACUUCAAAGGCGAUCAAACAUGUCUUCAAUGACAGAUGCCUCUGAUGUGGCACGCCGACAAGGCUUGGCCGAUUCAUUGGCUAAGAUUCGACAUCAUACAGCCUCUAAACUACCCAAUCAAAGAGCACCAGCACAACUCUUGGUAGCCGUAGAAUCCACAUUGCAAGAAUCAAGCGGAUCAAAAACAUUUUCGCCAACGGCAUAUCUGAUGGCAUUGGUUGCAAUGCUAGACAAAGCCUCCUCACAGUCUGGUUCAGAUUCAUCUUCUUCAUUGUUAUCAUCAACUCUUUAUCUACUAACACUUGUAACGCCUUUUGUCUCACCUGCCGUCUUGCACGCUCAAGUACAUGCUUUGAUCGAGCCAUUAUCGGUAGUCUUAUCUAAUACACAACAUACGGUCGCCACAGAUGCUGCAGAAAGUCAAGCAGCUCUUUUACGAUCGGCUUUAGGAAUAUUCGAACCGCUUCUCUUGGCAUUGGCGUCCGAUCGUGCGAUGCUAAGUAGCGAUUUGCGCUUACGAGGAUGUUGGAAUGCCACUUUACGAUUAUGCUUGGAUGCUAGACCAAAAGUACGCAGACGUGCUCAAGAUUUAGUUGGUCAAGUAUUGCAAUACAGUGAUACAACACAAGAUUCAGUUGGGAAUGCAAAAGCACAUCCUUUUGCUGUCAAAACUGCCGAAUGGGCAACAGCUGCUUUAGCUGAAGUUGGUGCUUCUGGAAGUGUGAAAAAACAACAAGCUCCAAAAUACGACGUCAAAGCAGGAAGGGCAAAGCAACCCGAAGUGGCCGCUGCAGCAAGACAGAAGAAUAUCGAUGGAGGAAGUGCUAAUAGUGGUAUUUGGAUUUGCGGCUUCCUUAGAAUGUUGGCGCCUACGUUGCCCUCGAAGUCAAUCCCUUCUUUGACAGCCAAUCUAUUACGAGUGAUUGGCCAAAACAAUCCUUUCUUGUCAGCUGCUGCAUUCGAGGUGUUCGAGAGCCUCUUCAAGAUCAGCAGGCCAAUGGCAAUCCAGAAUGGUUUGUCUACGCAAACACUAGGCUCAAGUUCUCUGUCACUGAAUUCAGCCAAUACUCGAAGCGUUCAUGCAGAUGCUCUUGUUUCCACUCUCGAUGCCCUUUUGUCAGCUAAUGUCAAACCAAAGGUGACGGAUAUCCAAUUGAUUAGUCCUUACUUACGUGCCCUAGAGAAUGCAAUGGUUGCUUACUCUCGCGUACAAGAUGGUCAGCCAGCUUGGGAACGUGUGCCGAUCGUUUGGACAACUGUGAAAGAGAUGGCAUUCUCCUCCCAAUCCAAAGCAAGUAGAGAUGCCAUAUCUGUGCGAAUGGCUGGACGUGAUUGCUUGUCUGCAAUUGUACGAUACUGUAUCCCAGAUUUGGCCAUCGAACAAGCAUUAACCGCUUCCAAAGCUUCAGGAAAGGAGAAAGAUGAGCUUUUAAACAUCAUCAGCUUUUUCGACGAAGCAUUCAGCAAGAAUGCAUUGCGCUAUUCACACUCUUGGCCAGAGAUCUUCGGUGUGCUUACAGCUGUCGUUUUACGAUUACGCUAUAAGCCCAAGGCGGGAUCUGUCAAAAGCUCAAAGGGUAAAUCCCACCAAUCCACGCCAGCAGCAGCAACAACUCUUGUAUUACCUUUGCUAUCUGUUAUCGGACAAUUGCGCAGUCAACCCAAGUUUGAUCAUCGGGAGCAAGUAGACGGAGUGAUUGGUGCGCUUGUCCAAGUCUGUGGGCCACAGGCAGUUUUGGAAAUCUUACCUCUUGGUCUUCUGGGAGAGAAUGGAGCACAAAAUGGACGAGCAUGGCUGUUGCCUUUGAUGCGUUCUAACAUCACGAACACAACUCUUGCCCACUUUGUGCAAACUAUGGUACCAAUGUCAGAGGCAUUAUUCAACAAACAAGCAGAAGCAGAAGAGUUGGAUGCAAACGGAAAGCCAGUUGCUCCAGUGCAAGCCAAGGUGUACGAAGCCCUGACAGAACAGAUCUGGGCUUUGCUUCCAGGUUAUUGUGACCUGCCUGUGGAUAUGCUGGAUGCUCUAACACAGCAAUUCGUUGAACUAUUGGCAAACGUGCUAUAUUCACAACCAUCCUUACGUCCAUCCAUCUGUAGAGCUUUGCAAGUUCUCGUGGAACGUAGUCAAUCCUUGGCCAGAUCGGCUGCGCCAAGCGAAAUGUUACUAGAGAGCUUUGGUGUUUCAAACGCAGACGGAAAGAAGUAUGUUGCCCGACUAGCCGAAAUUGCACCCAAUCUAUUGGCAGUAUUCUUCAACAUCUUUUCUCAGUCACCCGGAGAAAGUCGUGGAUAUGUGGCAGAUUGUAUGACAGCUUAUAUGAGCAUCAUGACUGCAGACGAGAUUGGUAAAACAUAUCAAAAGAUCGUCAAUACGCUAGAACAAUCAUUACCAACUUUGCAAACGGGUAACAAAGAUAACGGACCUAAAGCCAUUCCGCCUAUUCCUCAUACAAUGAUGGACUUGUUGAUUUUAAUGGUGCCGUUCUUGACCCAAGCAGAGGCAGACGCUUUGUUCUCGUUGGGAACAAGUGAUGCCCUCUUUGCUCAUCGUGAUGCAGCCGUUCAAAAGAAGUCCUAUCGUGUCCUUGCCAGAUUGAUGGAAGGUUCAAGAGGAGCAAAGGUAUUGGGCGUUGGGGAGAAUGAAUCUGGUAAAUUGCCAGAAUUGUUGGAGAAACUUCAAGCAACUACAGGAUCGGUCGUCGUUGGCGCUAAGCGUGAUCGUACAGCAUUGCUGGCAUCUAUCAUGCCCUUGAUUCCCGCAACAGAACUUCAUGUUCUGCCUUCAAUCAUUCCUGAAGCCGUUUUGGCAACCAAAGAAGUGAACCAAGGCGCACGUGAACUGGCUUAUCGUCUUUUGGUCGAAAUGGGUAACAAGAUGGACGCAGGAGGAAUGAUCAAGCGUGGAUUGAUGGAAGGUGAAGAGAAUGUCGGAAAUGACGAUGAGGAUGCUGAUAUGGACAGCAAGACAGUCUCGGCCAACAUUAAUGAAUAUAUCACAAUGGUAGCCGCUGGAUUGGCAGGAACUUCGCCGCAUAUGAUCAGUGCUUCAAUCACUGCACUGGCACGAUUGGUGUAUGAGUUCCAUGAAAAAGUACCCUCACAGACAUUAGAAGAAAUGGUGGGCACGAUGGACAUUUUCUUGGCAAGCCCGAACAGAGAAGUUGCGAAGAGUGCUCUCGGAUUCGUCAAGGUUGUGAUUGUCUCAUUGCCAGCUGAGAUCAUCGAUGUCAAUCUACCUGGCUUAGUUGGAGCAUUGUUCUCUUCUUCCAAGUAUCAUCGAGUUCAUUUCAAAGCAAAGAUUCGUCAUAUCUUCGAAAGACUUUUGCGUCGCUUUGGCUAUAAGCGCAUCGAGCAACUUACCGAUGAAGAUAAUCGGAAAUUGUUGGUCAACAUUCGUAAACGUAAAGAACGUUCUAAGCGCAAGAAGGCAGGUCAAGACGAUGCUGCAAUGGAGCAAGAUGAUGAUGAAGUUGAUAAGCCGCAAAUGGGACAACGUGCCCAAAAAACAGUCGGAGCAGAUGCGUUCGAGGAAGCAAUCUAUGGAUCAGAAUCUGAAAUCUCUGAUUCAGAUGAUGAUGAAGAAGAUGAUCACGGUGAACGUAAUGGUCAAAGAUCUUCUGCGCCAUCCAAAGGCCAAAAGCGUGACAAGAACAUCAGCGCAAUCGAACAAGAAUAUCUGUUACAAGAUGAUGAUGCUCCGAUGGAUCUGUUAGACCGAGGUGCUUUGGCAUCAGGCGGUAAGGUGACUGCUUCUGGCGGCAAGCAGCCUUCUGCGAGUCGCAAACGUCAACCAGGACAAGAAGCUUCCCGAUUCACCUUGGAUGAAGAGACUGGAAGGAUGGUGAUUGAAGAUCCUGAUGAACCUCAAACGGAUGAAGAAGAAAAUCAAAUUGAUGUUGAAGGAGCAGGUCGCGCUUAUCUUGAUAGAGAAAGAGGUGUUCACGGAAUGUCUACAGAUAAAAAUGGUAAAGUUCGUUUGAACAAGAACAACAAACGUAAUCGAGCAGCAGACGAAGAAAUGGAAGCAGAACAAAUGGAAUUGGAAGAACAAUUGGCAGCUUUGCAACGUCAAAGAGAAGCGGCUUCAGAAACAAAUGGUACCUCUGCUACUAAUAACAAGAAACGUAAACAAGAACGCAAACAGAUCGGACAAGAGUUCCGUGCAAAGAAAGCGGGAGGUGAUAUCAAACGUGGUGAAACGAGUCCGUUUGCUUAUGUUCCUCUACAGAAAGUUGGUGGAAAGAAACCUGGCAAAGCGGGUAAGAGUGAUAUCCGUUUCUUGGGCAAGGAUAAGAAGAGAAGAUCAUAAAUUAUAUUUACUUCAUUGUGUAGAUAGUCUCAUUUGUAUAAUCAACAUUUCAUCUUGUUUGAAUGAUGACGGCUGAACACGU